AUGAGCCCCGAAUCUGCUUGUGCGAAGAGUACUGACUGUCAGCAGUUUUCAAAUCUUCUCGGCAGCGUAUAUCGCAAAGGCAAUCUUAUAUACACGGAUGAUGGCACAUGUCUACUGUCGCCUGUCGGCAAUCGCGUGACCGUCUUCGACCUCAUCAACAAUAAAUCACAUACUCUACCGUUUGCACAUCGGACCAACGUUGCACGGAUAGCGCUACACCCUCGGGGACAACUGCUAUUAACAAUCGAUGAAGGCGGCCAAGCAAUCCUCAGCCACUUUCAGAGGCGGAUUGUGUUGUAUCGCUUUUCGUUACGAGACAAGGAGAACCGGUCCAUCUCGGCAUUAGCCUUCUCGCCUAGCGGAACACACUUCGCUGUGGCAAUUGGCCGCAAGAUCGAGGUGUGGCGAACGCCGUCUACGCCAGGCUCCCACGAGUCAGCGGAAAACGAAGACGAGGACGGAGGGCUAGAGUUCGCGCCUUUCGUACGAUAUCGACAGUAUGUCUCACAUUAUGAUAGUGUGCAGAGUAUCGAGUGGAGUAGCGAUUCGAGAUUCUUCCUAUCCGCAAGCAAGGACUUGACGGCACGAAUAUGGAGCUUAGACCCUGAGGAAGGUUUUACACCCACCACGCUUGCCGGGCAUAGGACCGCAGUAUAUGCUGCCUGGUUCAGUAACGAUCAGGAGACCAUUUGGACCAUCUCCAAGGACGGCGCUCUCUUUCGAUGGCAGUAUCUACCACCGCCAGACGUCGAUCUCGAAAUGGUGACAGAAGAUGAUGAGCGAUGGCGAAUCAGCGAGCGACAUUACUUCUUCCAGGACCAAGCAAAUCUCACGACGGCAGCAUUCCACGCGCCAUCGAAUCUAUUGGUGACAGGGUUCUCAAAUGGCUUGUUCAUGCUGCACGAGCUGCCAAGCUUUAGCGAGAUACACAAGCUCUCGAUUUCAGCAUCGAAGAUUGACACAGUCUCGAUCAACAAAUCAGGGGAGUGGCUUGCCUUCGGCUCUUCUGCGCUUGGACAGCUGCUAGUGUGGGAGUGGCAAUCCGAGUCUUAUAUAUUGAAGCAGCAAGGACACUUCGACAGCCUGAACGCACUCACAUACAGCCCUAGCGGCGAUCGUGUCAUCACUUGUGCAGACGAUGGCAAAAUCAAGGUCUGGGACACGGCUUCGGGAUUCUGUAUUGUCACGUUCACCGAGCAUACAUCUGGCGUGACAGCGUGUGAAUUCGCUCGUCGUGGGAACGUACUGUUCACGGCUUCACUCGAUGGCAGUGUAAGAGCAUUUGACCUCAUCCGGUACAGAUGUUUCAGGACCUUCACUGCGCCAAAGAGGCUCAGCUUUAGCUCCAUUGCAGUCGACCCUGCCGGUGACGUGGUAGCAGCUGGUAGCUUAGACGACUUCGACAUUCAUAUCUGGAGCGUACAGACUGGUCAGCUAUUAGAUCAGCUCUCCGGCCACGAAGGUCCUGUGGCCUCUCUAGCAUUUGCGCCAAACGGCAGUAGUUUGGUAUCUGGUUCUUGGGAUAGGACUGUCAGGAUAUGGUCUGUCUUUGCUCGAACACAGACCUCCGAGCCUUUGCAGCUGCAGGCGGACGUCCUUUGUGUUGCCGUGCGGCCGGACAGUAGACAAAUCGCUGUUUCCACCCUUGACGGCCAGCUGACCUUCUGGUCCAUGAGCGAGGGCACACAAGAAGGCGGGACGGAUGGCCGGCGAGAUGUCUCCGGUGGUCGCAAAGUCUCUGAUCGGCGUACUGCGGCUAACGUGGCCGGCACGAAGAAUUUUAAUACGAUCACGUACUCUGCCGAUGGUAGUGUCGUACUGGCAGGCGGUAAUAGCAAGUAUAUCUGCCUAUAUGCCGUCGAGACUGCUGUGUUACUGCACAAGUAUACCGUCAGUGUCAAUCUUAGCCUAGAAGGCACGCAAGAAUUCCUCAACUCGAGACUACUAACAGAAGCUGGGCCUCAAGCACUUCCCGACGAGGUAGGCGAGAACUCGGACCUCGAAGAUCGACUAGACAAGAGUCUACCUGGGAGCAAGAGGGGCGACGCGGCGCAACGUAAGACGGCACCUGCUGUCCGUGUACCGGGCGUGGCAUUCUCCCCUACAGGGCGUGCCUUCUGUGCCGCGAGCACGGAAGGUUUGCUAAUCUACAGCGUUGAUUCGGGUGUACAAUUUGAUCCUUUCGAUCUGGAUGUCGAUGUCACACCCGAAAGCACGCUCAAGACGCUCGCUCAGCGACAAUGGCUGAAAGCACUCGUCAUGGCUUUUCGACUCAAUCAUCCAAAGCUCAUUACUCGUGUCUACCGCGCUGUACCCACAUCAGAUAUCGGGCUCGUGGUCCGAGACCUACCACGAGUCUAUCUCGAUCGACUGCUCAGGCAUGUUGCGAAAGAGGUAGAUACUUCACCGCACAUGGAGCUGAACUUCCUAUGGUUGGAAAGCCUGCUGCGGCAGCACGGUAGUGUGUUGAAGGAGAAGCCUGGAGAGUUUGCAGAGGUCGUGAGGAUGGUGCAGAGGGCAGUCGGCAGGAUACAGGGCGAGGUCAUGAGAGUCGCGGAUGGGAAUGCUCGGACAGUGGACUAUUUUCUUGGGCAGCCGAGGGUUGGUGGCACUGGUCUUCAGCAGAAGAAGCUUACGGAUGGUCACUCAACGAACGAUGCAGAAAUUGGAGACGAAGAUGAGGAUGAGGAGAUGGUAGGUGGGGCUGAUGAGUGGGUCGGUCUGGAAUGA
This is a messenger RNA of Recurvomyces mirabilis, 2730 nucleotides long. RefSeq names its product U3 snoRNP protein (gene PWP2). Gene Ontology annotation, biological process: maturation of SSU-rRNA from tricistronic rRNA transcript (SSU-rRNA, 5.8S rRNA, LSU-rRNA); ribosomal small subunit assembly. Gene Ontology annotation, molecular function: protein binding. Bases 1 to 2730 code for a protein of 909 amino acids. The transcript has a single exon. The record is from RefSeq and is a predicted model, not a curated record. Lineage: Eukaryota; Fungi; Ascomycota; Dothideomycetes; Mycosphaerellales; Teratosphaeriaceae. Gene Ontology annotation, cellular component: small-subunit processome; Pwp2p-containing subcomplex of 90S preribosome.